CUAUGCGCCAUCGGGAUGGGCGGGCCAUGGGCGGUAGGGGAAGACGGGUUCUGCCAGCGCGUGUGUGGAAGUGCGUGGUCUUCGGUCGGGUCCGUGGGCAGCACCUUUGGCUUUUGAGCAGUAUUCAGCAUGAUAACUCCAUCGUUUGAACUGAGUCAGGAUCCGGAUUUUCUUACAAUAACAAUCAAAGUACCAUAUGCACGAGUUUCAGAGUUUGAAGUCUAUUUUGAAGGGAAGGAGUUCAAGUUUUAUGCAAAACCAUACUUUCUCAGAUUGGCUCUUCCAGGAAGAAUUGUAGAGGAUGGGAGAGAGAGAGCGUCGUAUGACGACACAGGGGUUUUUACAAUCCAUCUUCCCAAGGAAGUUCCCGGAGAGAAUUUUGAUGGGCUAGACAUGUUGACAGCUCUGUUAGCGCCAAAGAAAUCCAGAUCUGCAAAACCUUUAGUCGAAGAGAUGGGUGCUGAAAAUCAGGAGGAGGAGGAGGAGGAGGAGGAGGAGGAAGAAGAAGAAUUUGACUGGGAAAUUGAACAGACUCCUUAUGUGGAAAACAAAGACAGCCCCCAAUGUUCACCUUGCACCUAUGGAUUUGGAAAUCUGAAAUCGGGAGUUUUCAGACGUCUUCAGGAUGAACUUAAUGAUGUUAUCGAUAUCAAAAACCCAGACAUAACCCCUGCAGCUGAACGCAGAGAGAAAAGGCUGGCAGCAGAAGAUGCCAAAUUCGAUCCUGAUCAUUACCUUGCUGACUUCUUUGAAGAUGAGACUAUUCACCAUCUGUUGAAAUAUGAGCCUUGGUGGGUUAAAGCCUCUAGAAAGAAGAUGGAUUCCCAAGAAAGCCAUCCUUGGGACGAGAGCAGACAGGCAGUACUUGUUUCCUUUACGGAAGAUGAGAAAGAGCAGCUAAGAAAAUUCACCAACAGAACUUUCCUGCUUGAUAAAAGAUCCUGUCAUCAAGUAUAUCUGAGCUUAGUUGAUAUACUUCUGGCUUAUUGCUAUGAAAUCUGUGCCACUGAAGGAGAAAAGAAUGUUGAGUCUCCGUGGAACAUACGAAAGCUGAGUUCAACUCUGUGCUGGCUGGAGAGUUUUACUAGCAUUUCGGAAGUUCUGAUGUCCUUUGGGAGAAGAGUUAUGUGUUAUCCACUCUACCGACACUUCAGUUUAGUGACUCGGGCCUUAAAUGACACCGUUACAAUAUUACAACUUGGCAAGAGUGCAGUUCUGAAGUGUCUGUUAGAUAUUCACAAGAUUUUUCGAGAAAAUGAUCCUGCAUAUAUUCUUAAUGACCUUUAUAUCACAGAUUACUGCGUUUGGAUUCAAAAAGCCAAGUCAAAGAAGUUGGCAGCCCUUGCCGAAUGCGUGCAGAAGGCAGAGCUGAGCAAGACCAAAUUAGGUUUUGAGCUUGACGAGCUGGAAGCAGCGGCGCUUCUCGUGCAAGAGGAAGAAAAGGAGUUAAAAGCUGCUGGCACAGACGUCUCCGAGCCGCAGCUGCCUCCCUCCGAAGGAGCUGCGAGUGACUCUGAAGACUCAAGCAGCACUUCAUCAUGUGAGACAGGAGGCUCCGAUUCAGAUGAACAAGAGUCCUCAGCCAGCGAAGAUGGGGAAAUAAAUCCUUUACAAAGCACACUCCAAGAGGAGAGGACAGCCCUGCUUAUUGACUGUAAUGGAUUAAGGCGAGACAUGGGCACUUUGACGUUAGAUGCUAGUAAUGAAAAAUCAAAGGCUCCUUUGCAAUCUACAUCUGUUCCCGGGAAACUGAUAGAGGAAUUAGGGAAGCAAAUGCAGGCGGCAAUUAGGCUUACGGAGCAGCCUGAAGGUUUGCCUUCUGUAAGUGGCAGCGGCAGCACUUCAGAAGAGACAGGAACAAGCUGCGCGGCUCAGCCUCAAGGACUUUCGCCGGAUCAUAAUGGAAAGAGACAUUUCUUAGAGGUGACUCCAAAGCCCAGCGCUCUUCUGCUUCUUGGCAGCGCAAAAGAAGCUUCUUAAGGAAAUGUGGACGGGGUGGGCUAGGGGUUUGUGGGUUUUUGUACUGCUAGCUGUUGUGGUUCAUUUUCACACCCAAGGGCCACUUCAGCAAAUACUCCUCUGUCAAAUAGCAGUGAUGCAUGCAAAUAAAACAAGACUCCCUAUUCUCUGGAGUUAGUCUUGAAGUGGCAUCAUUCGAGGUUAGUAAGUAUUAUGAAAGGUAUGAUCAAACAUGGAUGAAGCUUGCUGAUUUGUAUUCUGCAGAUUGCUUAUAGUUCAAAUCUAUAUUUAAAUGUUGUAUUUCAUUAUCAUGGUUUCCCAGCUCCUAAAUUUCCCACUCGGGAUAUUACUGUCCUCCUUAUUUCAGUUUAACCAUUUCGAAGUGUCAAUUGUACAGCAACUAGCAGUGGGCUUGGUCAUCACAGGCACUCGCAUCUAAUAAGAUGUGCCUCAGUAGUAGUUGCAUGUGCGAUAUCGGCUAUGCCAGUGCUUCCUGAUCCUGUACUUUCUCACAGCUUAUUGGGACUCAUUGCCAGGUAAGAGUACAUAGGAUUGCUCUCAUCUUUUUCUUU
Molecule: messenger RNA, 2531 nt
Organism: Lacerta agilis (Sand lizard)
Lineage: Eukaryota; Metazoa; Chordata; Lepidosauria; Squamata; Lacertidae
Gene: SHQ1
Product: SHQ1, H/ACA ribonucleoprotein assembly factor
Exons: 12
Coding region: 130-1980 (616 amino acids)
Biological process (GO): box H/ACA snoRNP assembly
Cellular component (GO): nucleoplasm; cytoplasm
Source: RefSeq, a predicted model, not a curated record